Symsagittifera roscoffensis is the source of this 1893-nucleotide messenger RNA. RefSeq names its product melanopsin-like. The record is from RefSeq and is a predicted model, not a curated record. Gene Ontology annotation, cellular component: plasma membrane. Gene Ontology annotation, biological process: phototransduction; visual perception; cellular response to light stimulus. The coding region runs from base 537 to 1544 and encodes 335 amino acids. Gene Ontology annotation, molecular function: G protein-coupled photoreceptor activity. The transcript has 12 exons. Lineage: Eukaryota; Metazoa; Xenacoelomorpha; Acoela; Convolutidae.
GUUCGGCCGACACUUUUCAUCUUUUCUUCUAACUUAAGAUUAGUUAUUUUCAUUAACUAAAUUGGCAACCGACUGCCAAUUUAACUCUUCUUGAAAGUUUGCGGCAACCAUUUCUUCAAAUUACGAUGAAGGUAGGAAGAAGAUUUUGAUUAUAAGUCGGAUGGUUUUGCAUAUUUUCAAGUGUUCCUCUGCAUUCUUAUGGAAUUAUACAUUCAAAUGACACUCUCAGAAUAUAAAAGCAGUAUGGCCAACUUCGUAACUCUAUUUUUGGGGUUGCAUCUUGCAAGAAGAACAGCAUCGAGGAGAUACAGUCAAAAACAGCGACAUCAUCACCAUCCAGCAUUCUAAUUCAUCUCAUUUGCGCAUCAAAAUCCACACCCAAAAACACAUGUGACUGUAAAUCUUGAUCACUAUACAUCAUUGAGUCAGAAUCAAAAACAGUUAUUAUAAUAUUCGCCACAAAAGACAACUCGCAAUAAAAGCCCACCAGCGACCUUGCAUCGAAACUCUCAAGCUAUCGCAGAACCAUCAAAUACAUGGCUUCGAAUGGGACAAUGACAACGGUGGGGAUGGGGGGUUGGGAUGAGAAGUGGAUGGAGUCAUUCUAUGAACCAGUGCCAGAUGGAGAACACACUAUGGUGGCCAUCAUCCUCCUCUUCCUCACCCUCUUCGGACUCAUCGGCAACCUCACUGUCAUAUACAUAUUUCUAUCGACUAAGAGUCUGCGCACUCCUAACAAUGUGCUGCUGGUGAAUCUGUCCCUCAUAGACCUCAUCAUGGUCCUCACCUGCCAGCCCAUGUUCAUGAUCUCCAGCUUCGAGAAGGAGUGGAUAUUCGGAGAUUUCGCUUGUGACGUGUAUGGUGCCUUCACCUCCUUCGGUGGCUGUGGCUCCAUAAUCGCCAUGACGGCCAUAGCAUAUGACAGGUACAUAAUGAUCUGUUUCGCGGCGGAUGCCAACCGGAUAGCGAGUAUCUCCCGCUCUGUGCGCAUUGCGGCCAUGGUCUGGCUCUACACUUCGCUCUUCGCCAUUCUGCCCUCAUUCGGCAUCGGUGGAUUCGUCAUGGAUGGCUACAUGACCAGUUGCACGUUCGACUACGUCACUCAGGACCUGACUACUCGCAGCUUUGUGAUCUUCAUGUACAUCAUGGUGUUCAUGGCCCCCAUGCUACUCAACAUCUACUUCUACUACUCAAUCUUCGAAACCGUCAGGAACUCCUCCGCCUCCGACAAGAAAGAGAAGAAACAGCAAAGCAAAGAGUUGGCGAUUGCGAAGGUGGGUCUGACGUGCAUCGUGUUCUUCGGAAUAGCAUGGACUCCUUACGCACUCAUAGCUCUGGUCGGACAGUUCAGCGGACCAGAGAACAUUCCGCCAAGACUGUCAACUCUGCCUGCUCUGUUUGCGAAGUCUAACUGUGUGUACAACGCAUACAUCUAUGGGUUCAUGCACCCCAAGUACAAGUACCAGAUCAAGAAAAGAUUCCCUUGCUUCAAAGACCCCAUAGAAGGCAGCACCACUGGCGUCUCGCAGUCCACUGGGCACUGAGGGGGGUGGGAAAACUUACAACACGGACCUGGCACAACAGAAAUGGACGACACGGCAAAUGUAUGAGGCAACUUUUGGAUUCACGACAGCCAAUUGGGAUGCGAUGACCGGACAGUUCACUGAAUUUGCUGUGAUAUAAUUAUCCAGGAAACAGGUCAAACUCGACUGAUACACUCAAACUGCCACAGCGACUAAGGAACUCUAACUGGACUCUUUUUUUACUCCGGUGAUCCCAAGAUGACCCUUCCCUAUCUACCAUCAUCUAUCGGCAUGCCAAUCAACAACAGCGACAACAACAUCAACAUCACAGCAUGCUAACUUUUCAUUCUUUAAUUCAACUUUUCCUUCA